Messenger RNA from Ilyonectria robusta, 689 nucleotides. RefSeq lists its product as uncharacterized. NCBI's taxonomy places the organism in Eukaryota, Fungi, Ascomycota, Sordariomycetes, Hypocreales, Nectriaceae. The record is from RefSeq and is a predicted model, not a curated record. The transcript has a single exon. The coding region runs from base 66 to 392 and encodes 108 amino acids.
AUCUCCAUUUGUUACAAGAAUCGCCCAGAAUCGCCCCGAACCGCUCAGACCAUUCAUUAUCCACCAUGAACAACUCGUCGCGCCAAAAUUCCAAUGCCACUCGAAACUCGAGCCCCAAUCCAAGGAACGGUGCGUUCAAGCCUCGGAAGAGGGGAACCAGAGGGGCUCGCAGGGCUGGCUCUCCCGGGAAUAACUCGACGGCCAACAACAGUUCUACACAACAAAAAGGACAGGACAUCAAGGAUCCCGUCGCCCGUCAACAAAUGAAACAAACCAUGGCAAUCGCCCUCAUCACCACUCCCGUGGUUCCUUUACCGUUUCCUCUUUCCGUUAUCCUGGGGUUAACAACACUCAUAUACCCCAGCGACGCGAAAAACCGAGAUGAGGAAUAGCCUUCUCCUCCCAUGAGGCAACGCGCUAGCCAUGCAUCAGGAGAUUUAGGUUCAAAUCACGAGUUUGACCAAACCUCAACACCAUUUGAUAUGCUCCAGAUUGGGCUGCUUUGAGAAUGGAGAGAAAGGCUCCAGUAAAUCCAAUUUCGCGACCUGGCAGGAUCAGUCGUGGAAGAACACCACCAACGCAGACACCGACCUAGGGCAUGAAGAAGGUGCCUUCGUCGGAGGACAGUUUAUGAUCCCAAGUGGAGCAAGAUUGGACAUAAAAUUAUAUCUGUCUAUAAUACCAAAAUC